AUGGAAGUUUUAGCGUUUAUAGAAGAGGCUGAACCCGACCACCACGGUUAUGAUGACUAUGAUGACUUCAUGAGGCAAACAAAGGAAAAUUACCAAAAGAUAGCCCUUAACUGUUGGAUCGCAGGAUUAAUAUAUUUAGUUACUUUGGGCCUGUCAUAUUGGUGCAUGAAGCACGCUAAAAAAAGGGAAAGACUUGCAGCGGAACGUGGAAUAGAUGAUGAAACAUAUUGUAAAGAAAAAUCGAAGAAAUCC
Molecule: messenger RNA, 252 nt
Organism: Brenthis ino (lesser marbled fritillary)
Lineage: Eukaryota; Metazoa; Arthropoda; Insecta; Lepidoptera; Nymphalidae
Source: the annotation of a GenBank genome assembly